Molecule: messenger RNA, 286 nt
Organism: Staurois parvus
Lineage: Eukaryota; Metazoa; Chordata; Amphibia; Anura; Ranidae
Source: the annotation of a GenBank genome assembly
AGAGAAAUGCCGAUAACUGGCAUUUCCGUGUUUACAUGUGAUCAGCUGUGAUUGGACAAAGCUGAUCACAUGACUGAGCCGACAUCUUCGGCUCUUUCCGUGAUCUGCUGUGUCCGAGGGACACAGCGCAUCGGCGAUCGCCGCGCUGCACGCUCCCUGAGCCGCGCAUGCACGGUGAGAAUGGUAGGACGUCAUAUGACAUCCUAUCAGAACGAGAGAACCACCUUGCGCCCGUCAUUGUACUAAUGGGGGCGGAAGGUGCUUAAAGUGUUACUAAACCCACAAC